This is a messenger RNA of Naegleria gruberi, 4232 nucleotides long. Its product is annotated as serine/threonine kinase. Lineage: Eukaryota; Heterolobosea; Eutetramitea; Acrasida; Naegleriidae. The transcript has 2 exons. The record is from RefSeq and is a predicted model, not a curated record. Bases 1 to 4182 code for a protein of 1393 amino acids.
AUGUUAAAUAAAACCAAACUUGCUGCUGCUCUCUCACCUCCAAAUUCACCUCUUUCCAUCACCCACAGCACAACAAAUCCUACAACAUUCUCAACUUUUCCCUUUAAAAACAGUCAUAAUUUUGUCUUUAAUUUACCACCAAUCAAUCCACAACAAAAUACGGAAUCAUCAACAAGUCCAUCAUUAGCCACAUCCAAUAUUUCUAAUACACGAUUUAUAGCAACUUUACAAUGGAAAUCAAAAUCUACACUAACACACGAUGUUGAUUUAGUUGCCAUUCUUUUAAACAAAUAUGGUGGUAUUCAUGAUGUUUGUUUUUUCAAUAACUUGGAUCAAGUGAAGGGAUUAAAACAUAGUGGUGAUGAUAGAAAUGGAUUUAAAAAUCUAGAUUCUAAUAGAAUGAAGGAACAAUUGAAAGAUGACACAAUUCCUCUUGAAAAAGCUAUUUCUGAUAGCAAUGAAUAUAUUGAAUUGGAUCUUUCACAAGUUGAUCAAGAAGUUCGUUGUAUUGUUUUCCUUGCUUCUUGUUAUGCUGGAACAGUUUUAUCGGAACUGUCAUUUGCUAGUUGUAAUUUGUAUCAAUAUGUUAAUGAUCAAGAAUUGAAACUUGCCAUUUCUUCAAAACUUGAUAAUCAAAGAGAUGUCAGUGGUCAAGUUUUUGCAAUUAUUCAAUUGAGAGGAGGAGAUGCUGAAGUUAUUUCAACAUCUGUGGUACCUGGAAAGGAAAAAGAGAAUACCAAUAAGGAUGAUGACGAUGAUGAAGGAUCAGCUAUGGAUAAUUCAUCAAUUUCACAAAGUCCUGGAAAUUCCAGUCACUUGAAACCAGCAGAACAAGAAAAUGAUGAAACUACCCAAGAAGAUGAAACAUCUGCAAGUGUAAAUUCAAGUUAUUAUUGGCAAAUUGUCUCAAAACAAGUAGAUAUUGGACACAAUGAGAGAUUUAUUGAUGCUUUCAUGUAUGCCAUGUGUAAGGAUGUAUUGCCAGAGAAUAUUUUCAUUUCCAUGAAGAAUCGUUUAACUUAUAUUAUUCACCUUCGUCAGGAGGAAAAGAAGAAUUUGAAUAAGGAAAAUAUGGCCAUUGCUAAUUUACUCAAAGAUGAUGAUCAUGAUGAUGAUGAAGAAUAUAUUGUUCGUGUCUAUUCUGAAUUGACUGGAUCGAUUUUGAUCGAUCAAUUGAUUGUUGAAGAGGUUCACAAAUAUUUGUCAUCUGUUCAAGUGAGUGCUGAAAAACCACCAUUCAUUCCAACCUUGAAAGAUGAAGCUCUCCUUCAAGAAAUCAAUGCCAAGAAGGAUGUAAAUCCUUACGAUGAAAAUGAAAAGAAGGAAAGUGAAAAGCCAUCCAUUGCAUCACAAAUUUCCAUGCAAAAGAGCUACACUUUCAAUGAGGAUCGUGUCAAGAUUUUCAUUGGAUGGCAAGCCCUUUCAGGAAGAUCAUACUCUAGAUAUUAUUUAACAACUACAGUACUAUUCUUUGGUAAAUAUGGAACUCGUCUUGGUCACAUUGAUCAAUACACACCAAAGCUCUCACUUGCUAGAAUUGAAAAUCAUACCAAUACAGCUUCUACUGCUGGAAAUUCAAGCUCAUCAAUUGCUAACGAUAAGCCAAGUGUUGGAAACAAUUCUCCUAGAAAUGCCACAUCUAACACAGCUUCAAGUAAUAACUUGUCAACCUCUUCACAUGCCAUCAAACCAACUCCUGCAGCUGUAUUCUACAAGGACAAUCUCUUCGAGUCUGGAAAGGAAAAUGAUUUGUGUGCAGAAAUUGAUUUGAGUCGUCUUCCAAAAUCUGUCCACUCCAUCAUGGUUGUUGUGACUGCUUCUUCCAAUGCUCAAGAUUCUGGCUUCCAAGAACUCAAAGAUCCAUUUGUUAAGAUUUCCACUCCAUCAGUUGGUGACUUGUACAGAUAUCAAUUGAACACUGCUGAUAAGGCUCACCAAAGUUUCAUUGCUUGCAAGUUGACUUGUUUGAGAAAUCCAAAUGAAUCUUCAGGAAUUAACUUUACCUCAAAGAAGAAUCAAAUCAACUCGAUGGUAUCUUCUGGAUCAUUUAUUGGACUUACCAAAUGGAAGAUUAGCAAUAUUGGCGAAUAUUCAUAUGGUGUCCAUCCACUUAUCGAUCCAAAGUUGAAAGCUCAAAUUCAAUCCUAUGUUACCACAAUUGAUUUACCUCCUUGUAUUGAAUUGACAACACAGGCAGAAAUUGAGGAAGAAGAACGUGAAAGAGAGGCAGAAAAGUUGUUAGCAGAACAAGACAAGGCCAGUGAUGCUGAAAAGCCUCAAGAAAAGAAGGAAAAUGUUGAAGAAGUUGUUUCUGUUGGUGAUGACUUGGAUUUGAUUGUUGUGGAAGAAAAGUCAGAAGAAAAGAAAGAAAAACCACGUUGUUUCCGUAUCUCAAAGCAAGAAGUCAGAACUGUUGGAUUCGAUUUUUCAACUGUAAAGAACUUAGAUGCUCUCCAAGUGUUAGAAUUCUCACAAUAUGGUAAACUCUUAACAGGAGCUAAGCCAAUCAUGGUCAAUGAAGAAAAUGAUUUGAGAAAGAGAAAACUUGCCCUUUCAAAAAAGAAUGACUCUAACAGUGAUAUUCAAAUGACUGGUUCAUUUGUUCUCAAAGAAGAAGAUGAGGAUGAAGAACAUGAACUUCCAAGACAAGAUCAAAUGUUGCAAAGUUUGUCCUCAUUCCACCGUGUUGAUUUGAACUAUAGCAAGGAACCUCAUGCUCCAUACUUUAUGUGCUUCUUGUUGAAAUUCAAGGAUAUUUCUGGAAAUGAAGAAGAGGAAGGUUUGGAUUAUUCACUCAUUCCUGAAAAGCAAAUCAAUGCAUUCAGAUUGUGGAAUGUUGACGAAAAGGUUGACAUGUGUAUUGCCAAAAUGAGAAAUGUUUACAAUGUUGAUGGUUCAACAGAUGCUUUGGAAGUAUUCAAUUGUCAUCAACAUGCCAAUUUGGCUGUCAUUGCUUAUCGUGGAGGUCAAAGAGACGAAUGGUUCAUUGAAGUUUUGGAUGAAAUCAUAGAAUUCCAAUCACCAGCUCGUAAAUAUUUGAGAUCCAUCUUGCAAAAGUGCCAAUUUGAUAUCAGUGAACCAUCUAAUGAUAUUUUCAGAGUUCCAGCAAAGGAAACAACUUCAGUUUCAAAGGACUUUGUCAAGGAUAAGAGAGAUUUGGUUCUUGGUUUCGGUGUAGUUGGUAAUGGUGGUCAGAAGCAUAUUCUCAAUGCAGAAGUUGAACUCUAUGAUCACUUUGGAAGAUAUAUUGGUAAAGUCUUUGAUGGAUAUAGUGAUAUGGAUGCCAAACUCAAGCAUCGUCCAAUUAACUUUUUAACCAUCUAUACUCAAGAUGAUGAAGAACAAUUCGACGUUCGUGUUCGUGAUCUUGUUGAAAGCUCCAAUGUCAAAUACAUUGUUGCAAAUAUUGAAGUCAAAUCAAGAAGUGUCCUCAAUGAAAAUUCACAAGUUUACUGCCGUGUUGUUGGCAUGAGAACAGGUCAAGAAAUUAUUCGUGUUCAAACUGCAGGAAGUGUUUUCCUUGACAAGUAUACUAAGAAGGAAGAAAAGUAUGAAGUCAAUGAGGAUGGUUACGAUAGUGCUGAUGAAAGUGAUAAUGACAUUAUUGUAACAAUGUGUGUCAUUGAAUUAUACAAGGGUGGAUGGAAGAUUGUUGGAUGUGGUGAAAAGAAUAUUGUAAAUCUCAUUCCAAAAUAUAUUGCACCAAAACCUGAAGGUCUCAAAAUGGAAGUUUCCAGAGGUAGAAAUUUAUUACCGGUUGACCAUGGCUCAGCAGAUCCUUACCUCAGAGUUAAAUUGAAUGAAAAGAAUACCAGAAAGGGUUCUAAGAAACAAAAGGUUAGAACCAAGAUUGUCAAUAGAACUGUCAAUCCUGAUUGGCAUGAACCACAUACUAUUCACAUCUUUGAUUAUGAAGAUUAUUUAAUUGUCAAAUGUAUGGACUAUCAAAAGACAAGAGAUCAAUAUAUGGGUGAAUUCAGAGUCAAAGUUGGAGACCUCCUUCGUUUACACAAUAUUGGACGUGAGAGAAGAUUUAUCCUCAGAGAAGCUGAAUAUUGGAAAGCCAAGGAAGGUAAAUUAAUUGGCAGUAAGAAAGAUUCUGCUCUUGCCACUCCAGCCAUGGGUGAAGUUUACAUUAAAUUCUCUCCAUGUGCAGCCAGUGAAGUGACCAUUAAGAAGUAAAUUGAUUCACAUCCUUAGUAGUUUUUAAUAAAAUUUAACUCAUUUGAAAA